Messenger RNA from Coccidioides immitis RS, 1629 nucleotides. RefSeq lists its product as uncharacterized. The record is from RefSeq and is a predicted model, not a curated record. Bases 763 to 1407 code for a protein of 214 amino acids. Lineage: Eukaryota; Fungi; Ascomycota; Eurotiomycetes; Onygenales; Onygenaceae. The transcript has a single exon.
CCGACAAAAACCGGUACCAACAAUCAUGUAGCUAAUAAGUGGUAAUAACAGCCAGCUAUUACGGCAAAUACGGCAAAGAUAUUGGUGAUAGCCCUCCCCGACAACAAUUUUCAAGACAACAAGAGAAGCUCUCAAGACAGCCAGUAUCCGGACGGCUCCCUGAAUUAAAACAAAUCUAUGCCUAAACCCAGCCCUCAAUGACCUUCGCAGUCGAGACGAAGGAUCCCGGGCUCGGUGCCCGUCCGCGCUUCCCCUAGAAAUGCUCUGGAGUCCGGACACCACAUUGCCCCAAACAUGAAAAAAAGCCAGCAGGACCUGUGACCGUAUUGAUAUAUGUGACCCCAACCUGGGGAGAGGGAAAACUCUACUUUUCCACGCAGGCGGCGUCGGUCACCACGACUGGUCCUCCGCGUUCCUAGCAACAGAACUCAUUGCGUCAGGUUAGCAGCGGAGUGCUCCGUUGCAAGGACAGGGUUCUCAAUGAGUAGGUGACCAUAAAUGAGGAUAUUGAACCGACAUAUCCAAAUGUGGAAAUGACGCCGCUGCAGCAACGACCAUUUUCCCCUUUUCGAUUUUCACGUCGUUUGCUCAUCCCUAGCAAGAGUAUCGCAAUAGGGUGUGCUGGUGGCUUUUAAAAGGCUCGCAAAGAUCCUGUCUUCUGUCGCGUGAUAGAAAAGGUUUUUCUGGCUGUGGUAUCGUUCUUUUCCAGUCAUUCCACAUAUUGCUUCCACCAUUCCUCCACGAUAUAUUUAGGGGGUCAACAUGGCCCGCUACCUCAUUUCUUUUGUGUUUUUGGGGGCCUUUGUAGACGGAUUGGCGAUCCAGCCGUCGGGAGUCCCCCUAAACCCGCAAGAAGAGUAUCGUCCAAAAAGUUUACGCUCUCCGGCAAUAUCGGAUGUGUUUCAACAGGCACGGCCGACGUCGCUCAGCCCUAGCAUUUUUCCCAGAGUCGUGAAUGUCGGCCUAGAAGCCAGGCAGGAUGCAGGAUCGGCUGCGACCACCGACACACAUAUGGCCACCUCUACUCCGACUCCAGGGGGAGGAGGUGAGCCCUGCACAUACACCCAAGAUGGUAACACGCUCAUCAUUCAAUCUCCCGGAGCCAACACCAUGUGCCCGCCUACUGUCUUGGGGUUCGCAUUGGCAACGAACUCGGAGUCACCACCAUCAACCUCUUCCACAUCCUCCGCUAUGCCCUCGUCAACCCCAGAGAGCGAGAUGACCGCGACACCAACGACAGACUCGGCGGCACCGAUGCCUACUUGCCCUACCGCUGCUACCAAUGAGAAAUGGCCCGGUUGUAAGCUUUGUCCUAGUGGCUAUAAUGAAAAAGACUGCCUCAGUAGUGGCACUCAGAAGGUUUGUCGCUGCAACGACCCGUGUGUGACAACGUUCUGCUUCACAUAAAGCAUUUGGAGACACUGAUACUUUUUUGGAUGAGAGGCUUGGGGAAUCUGGAGGUAUUUCAAAUGCUUUCUUCUUGUUCUGCGGAUUUUACCUAUAUUGUUGUGCAAAGUUGGUAGAGUUCUUCUUUGCAUUUGUGUCGGACAUCGCAACCGGGUUUACCGGUGUGUGCCUGGGGCGUGCUGCUCGAACAUUUGUCGAUGAUUCUCUUAAGACAGGUGCGGU